Mesorhabditis belari is the source of this 789-nucleotide messenger RNA. The record is from the annotation of a GenBank genome assembly. NCBI's taxonomy places the organism in Eukaryota, Metazoa, Nematoda, Chromadorea, Rhabditida, Rhabditidae.
AUGAAACCGAAUCGACGGCGAACUCUUGUGCAAUGGAAGCACAAAGCGAGCUCGGUGCUCUCGCUGGCUUGGGAUCAGAUUCGAAUGGGCCACACGCUUAUCGAGAAACCCGGCGGUUUUGAGCGUUUCUGCGGCUACGCCCACGUACGAACACUGUCGAUAUGGAUUGCUUUGCUGGAAGUGAUCUAUUUGAUCUACCAGGGUUUCAUCGUUUCAACGGACAUCCUCACCCCAUCAUCGAAUGUCUCAUCGAUUUCCUCUUCGCUGCACGCUUUCGCCGUCAUUUUGGCAUUGACCGCCGUUUUUCUUCACGUGCUCGGCAUUUUAAGAAGAACACCGACGUUGUUAAUUCCUCAUAUGUUGAUGCAGGUGCUAGCAAUCCUGGCGUUGUUUGCCCUGGCCGCCUUUAGCUUGUACGCUUUGCUGGUGGGCACGUCGGUGAAGAUCAACUUGACGAUUGAGGGCGAUUUAACGACCGAGGGUUUACAAGCUCCCUCGAACUUCCCCCGUCUACCGCUCCCGCGAGUGCCGAUCGCAAAAGUCUCGGCUCUCCUCAUCGCCAUUCUUAUCACCGUAACCAUUUUCUAUGCGACGACGGCCAUGGCUACGAUUUGGUGCUUUCACGUAGUUUUGGACUGCUAUCGAUGGUUGAUUCUGAGGAUAGCUGAAAAGGCGCAAGUGAACGGCAACCGCCCACCAACGAUUCCAGUGAUUGUCGAGGCGACAAAGGGCGGCCAAAAUGGGGCAAAUGGGCAUCAAAAUCAUCACGGAGUCGUGCCAUCACAAGUU